Molecule: messenger RNA, 1533 nt
Organism: Penaeus vannamei (Pacific white shrimp)
Lineage: Eukaryota; Metazoa; Arthropoda; Malacostraca; Decapoda; Penaeidae
Source: RefSeq, a predicted model, not a curated record
GAGCUUCCUGAUCUGGGACGUGGGCGGCCAGGAGAAGAUCCGGCCGCUGUGGCGCUCGUACACGCGCUGCACCGACGGCAUCGUCUUCGUCGUCGACUCGGUGGACAUCGAGCGCCUGGAGGAGGCCCGCUGCGAGCUGCACAAGACCGCCAGGCUCCCCGAGAAUAUGCAGGUCCCCAUCCUGGUGCUGGCCAAUAAGCAGGAUCUGCCGGGAGCCAAAGAUCCACAGGAGAUCGAGCGGCUUCUGGGCAUCGCAGAGCUGGGCAAUACCCAUCUGUGGCAUAUACAGCCUGCGUGCGCGAUCACCGGCGAGGGUCUGGACGAAGCGCUGGAGAACCUGUACGAGAUGAUCCACAAGCAGAGGCGCCUCUCGAAGACCAGCAAGAAGAAGCCCAGAUGAUCCUCGACCUCCGACUAGUUGGCCGCCUCUGCCAGCUGUCGGAAGUCCUGGUGCUGGGAGUGCUGCCCCGCGAGCUGGUGGAGCCGAGACGAUCAAGCUACCUAUGUGUAGUUCCCUCUUUGUUUUCCUCUCGUUUUUGGAAGCCUCGGGUGGUGUUUUAUGCAUAGGCCUACGUACCUUCCCCCAUCCCGUUGUAAAUGUGUGUGCGAAAUGCGUGUUUUUGCUGAGGGAGGCACUUCUAAAUUAUCUGUUGUGUUGCACUCGAGCGAGCAAGCAAGCGUAGUAUGUCUCUUGAGAGUUGGUAUCUUGUACAGAGCUGUGUGUGACUUUAUUUCGUAUGUGAACGCUUGUGAACAGCUCUUCUAUGUAGGCCUAUUCUUUGCCUUUUUUCUAGUUUCUGAUCUUCAGCUGUACGGAAAAAAUCCUAUUUGUAAUGUUUCGAACUGCACAUAGGACUCACGCAGAAAUCGUCCUGCACAAGGGCAUUUGGUGGAUUGUCGAUGUGCCUGCAAUGCUGCAAGAGCAGUGACAACGAGAACAAAGUUGAUUUGCGGACUCGUUCACGGAGGCAAAGACACACGAAGUGAUGGCGUUCGAGUGGCUCUCCAGCAGUCCAAUCAGCCUCUAAGGUCUACAGGUGUUUUUGACUUUGGUGGUGAGAUGCCAGAGGGUCGGGCCGACUGACUCUCGUUGAACCAUUGUGUACUGAACUCUUCGAAGUAUAAGGUGGACCCUGCAACGCCCUCCCAGUCCCCUCAAGUGUGUUUGAUUACCUGUGGACGUUUCUAAAAAAGAAAGAAAAAAAAUAUUUGUGCUACUGAAAUAUACAUGUACAUAUUGAAGGCAUCUGUGUAGAUUUCUUUUUAUUUUAUUUGUAAGAGGACCAUCCUUGACGAAGGUCCGUUGGCGUUUUAAUAAAGACUUUUUUUUUUUUUUUUUUUGGUACAAGACAGUCGCGAAUUCCCGAAUGUGGGUCUUAGUUUCGAAAUCACCCAAGGCCUCCGUUUGACUGUGAUCCAUCUUGUGAGCGUCUGUUGUUCUCUGUUCUGUGCGGGAAAGCCAAAGGGGAGAGGCCAGAUCAGGAGCGACUCGAGGAGGUGUCAUGGCGUCUGAUUCUAGUUUUGGAAAAAAAA